Molecule: messenger RNA, 879 nt
Organism: Xenopus tropicalis (tropical clawed frog)
Lineage: Eukaryota; Metazoa; Chordata; Amphibia; Anura; Pipidae
Gene: ccdc3l
Product: coiled-coil domain containing 3 like
Source: RefSeq, marked provisional
GCCUUUGUCUUCACAUGGAUGGAGACGGGAGCCAGGGAGAGUCUCCAGAGUGAGUGACCUGGAACACAGGGGAAGGUCUUGGCACCGGCCUUGGAAGGGAGAUACCAAUUACUGUUGACGAGGAGGAAUUCUACAUCAGCUUGACUAUUUUUAUAAGUGGAUUUUAAUCAGAGCCAAAAAUACUUUUCUCCACAAAGCCAAAAAGGAAUCUCCCCCAUGUCUGCAGGGUUCUGCUCUUAUCUUGGGAGCUUCCCCUGUCUCUGCUUUAUUUUUAUUGGCCUCUAAAUUGAUGCGAUCAUAUAUUUCCUAGAUCUGGAGUUGGAUUGUUUCUGCUUCCCACAAGCGUGCUUGCAAGGACACCCCUCAAGAGCCUUGUUCCAGGGUGUCCUGCUGUCUUUGUGUAGUUGGCAUUGGCCACUUGACCUGUGAUGAUGAAGACAUUGAUCUUCCUCUGGCUGGCUAGCCUGCUUGGGCUUUUGAAAGGAUGUCAGUUGCCCCAUGACUGGAGACCGCAGACAGAAGCCUGCAGAGCGGAGUUGGUGGAGACUGUGGUGUUUGCCAAGGUCUUGGCUUUGCACAAAGACAGCUACAGUGUGUACAACUACUUACCUUGGCAGUAUAACUCGGACCUGUUCUUCUCUGCUGAGAUAGAGCUGCUGUGUGACCAGGCAUGGGGCAGUAUGUUGGAGGUACCCGCCGGCUCCAGGCUGAAUGUCACAGGACUGGGAUACUUCCCCUGCCAUUCCUAUACUGUUAUGGAGAACAAUUCCUAUUACUUCUUCCUAAGGAAAAUUACAAUGGAAAACAGCAUUUAAUGGCAGGGUGACACAGUAGCAAUCAUUUUGUCCUUCUUGUAAAUAAAAAAAUGAAUUAAAAAUG